Maniola jurtina (meadow brown) is the source of this 5149-nucleotide messenger RNA. RefSeq lists its product as uncharacterized. The record is from RefSeq and is a predicted model, not a curated record. The transcript has 15 exons. Gene Ontology annotation, biological process: Notch signaling pathway; membrane protein ectodomain proteolysis. Gene Ontology annotation, molecular function: metalloendopeptidase activity. NCBI's taxonomy places the organism in Eukaryota, Metazoa, Arthropoda, Insecta, Lepidoptera, Nymphalidae. Gene Ontology annotation, cellular component: plasma membrane. Bases 311 to 4546 code for a protein of 1411 amino acids.
CGACACUGAGCGACCGACCGAAAUGUCGCGAGUUGCGACUCGCGAGGGUCGUAGAUAGUGAACGUAAUUCGAGUUCAGCGGUGAAAUGUUAUGACGUGCAGCAACUGCCUUUGUUUCAAUAACAUUCGAAUAGUUUUCCAAAAGGACCUUAGUUAACAUAAUGUAAUAUCAACGUGAUAUACAUUAAAGUGUUCGAAUUAUGAUUUUUCCCAAAGUAUGAUCGUGCCACGAAGAAUUAGCAUAGUUAGGUGUUCACAUUGGUUAAGUUCAGUGAAUGUUGUGCCAAUAAUGAGAUAGUGCAGUGUCUGUGAUGCGGCUGUGGGACAUGUGGGGUGUGCUGUGGACCCUUGAGGCCCUGGCGCAGCUCGCGGGGGUGUUUUCGACGCCGUUGGAGCCCGCGCCACUGUCUCUGAGAGGGUUGUCACCUUUCGUGCGGCACUGGCAGCCGGCGCGCUACGAGCCGGUGGCGCGACCACGGCGGCGCCGCGCCGUGCCGCUCACCCCGCCCCCCGCCACGCUGCGCCUCGUCUUCACAGCUCACAACAGGAAGUUUCGAAUAGUUCUUCAGCCCGACCCGAGCUCCGUGUUCGCGGAGGGCGUGCAGUUCCACUCCUCCGCCGGGCCCAUCGACUACAACACCAAGCUGGUUUAUUCCGGGAAACUGGAAGAUGACGAUGCUUCACUCGUUUACGGAGUCAUCACCGCAGACGGUCUCUUCGAUGGAACAAUAUGGACUCCUACAGAAGAAUAUUACGUUGAACCUCUUUCCCGGUACGACGUCAACCACCCUUCCAUGCACAGUGUCAUCUACAGGAGAUCAGACGUCGAGCAUCCACAUGCUGGCCAUGAGAAUCCUUGUGCUUCACAUCUACUGCACGUCAAAGGCAAGCUCGGGUACCAAGGGGAGCUGUUCAACUUUACUGACCAAGUAAUCGUUGAAGAAGUGCCCUUCAGCAACCACACAGAAGACUUGAAUAGCGAAAUAAACAGACGAAAGAAGCGAUGGCUUCCCGAUGACGAAAUGCAAGACGACGAGCCAAAGAAGAACCCCGAACUUCCGUUAGACUUAGACGUCCCGUACACCAGUAAUAGUGAUCCCUUUGAAAAGUUCAGUACGAGAAAACCAAAAACCAAAAUCGAUAAGAGUAACCUCAUUACUAAAGUGCGACUCGACUCUGAGGAAUCGAGACCGAAGCCAAAGACGCAUGUCGAAGUGAUAAAAACUAAAGCAGGUGUUGUCACUGUUAGUAAGGAUAUAGUUAAGAAGGAGCCAGUAGGGUAUACUGUACUCUCAGCGAACGCGAGCGACGACGGGAGGCACGUGAACAAAAGAGCUACAGUAGAUCCAAGAAAAACAACUUGUUUAGUAUAUUUACAAGCUGAUCAUAUGUUUUAUCAGAGAUAUGGUUCGGAAGAAGCGUGUAUUGAAGUUAUGACUCGUCACGUACAGAAAGUUAACGCUAUUUAUAAAGUGACAGAUUUCAAUCAAGAUGGAAAACCAGAUAACAUUACGUUCAUGAUUAAAAGAAUUAAGGUCCACACACUAGACGCUCUAAAAGACCCAGCUUACAGGUUUCCUAACAAUUACGGGGUAGAGAAGUAUUUGGAACUUUUUUCAGAGGAAGACUACGACGCGUUUUGCCUGGCGUACAUGUUCACGUAUCGGGACUUUGAGAUGGGUACACUGGGAUUGGCGUGGACGGGGGAUCUGAAGAACGCUGGCGGAGUAUGCGAGAAGAAUGGCCACUACCGCGGCAGCAUGAAGUCGCUCAACACCGGCAUCGUGACGUUGCUGAACUACGGCAAGCACGUGCCGCCCGCCGUCUCGCACGUCACGCUCGCGCACGAGAUCGGGCAUAACUUCGGAUCGCCGCACGACCCAGAAAUGUGUACGCCCUUUGGGGAGGACGGAAAUUACAUAAUGUUCGCUCGCGCCACCAGCGGCGAUCGAAAGAACAACAACAAAUUCUCGCCUUGCUCCCUGCGAGCUAUAGACCCCGUGCUCAACAACAAGGCUCGCUCGCCGAAGGGAUGCUUUACCGAGCCGCAGCCAGCAAUCUGCGGCAACGGCGUGGUGGAGGAAGGCGAGGAGUGCGACUGCGGCUGGGCGUCCGAGUGCACGGACGUGUGCUGCCGUCCGCAGGCCGUGCGCCCGCACUACAAGCCCUGCACGCUCACCGAACACAGCGUUUGCAGUCCUAGUCAGGGUCCCUGCUGCACGUCGUCAUGCACGCUCAAGUUCGGCGACAAGUGCCGCUCGGACAACGGCUGUCGUGACGCAGCGCACUGCGACGGCAAGCGCGCCGCCUGCCCCGCUAGCCGACACAAGCCCAACCGCACUCGAUGCGACAAGGAGCUCGUCUGCUUCAUGGGAGAAUGUACCGGCUCCAUCUGCCUUGCGUACGGGCUGGAGUCCUGCCAGUGCGCGCCGCGCAAGGACGACCCGCGCUCCGCGUGCGAGCUGUGCUGCCGCAAGCCGGGCGGGCCCUGCAUCUCCUCCUUCCACUGGAACUCCUCGCCGUACGAUGUGCCGGACAUGUACGCUAAACCCGGCACGCCUUGUAACGAUUACAAUGGGUAUUGCGACGUGUUCCAACGCUGCCGCGAAGUGGACCCGUCGGGACCUCUGGCCACGCUGCGCAAGCUGCUGCUGUCGGACGAGAGCAUCGCCGGCUUCAAGCGCUGGGUGCUGCGCCACUGGUACGCCGUGCUGCUCAUACUGCUCGCAGUUAUCGCACUACUGGUGGCUAGCACCCGCUUCUUCGGCCGCCAAGCUAAGAAGAUCAAAUCAGUCACAAUCAUCCACUCCUCCACCACCGAGACCGUCCGCCUGCCCGACGCCGCCGACCAGGGGCUCAUCGUGCACACUGCUGUUAGAUCAAAAGUUCCUCUGAAAAAGAAAGUGGCUCUAAGAACGCGUGCUUACCGGAGUAAGAAGGACGCGCAGAAAAGCGACAAAGCAUCCCCCUCGCACAACACCAAGAAGAGAAAGCCAAGCAUUCCACCAAAGACAGAUGAAACCAGUAAAGUUCUGAAAGAAAGUACAGCGGUCGUGACGAACGCGGAGGGUAAAUCUCCGAAGCAUGUCAUUUUAUCGAAACAUAAAAACAAAGUGAAGAAACGAAAAUUGAAAGUUAAGAAAGAAACGAUUGACUACAGUUCCAUGCAAAAGCAUUCCUCGUCCACUCCCGUUAAAGAUACCGAAGCUCUAACUAAAGUACAAAAGUGGCUCCUCAGCUCCCCCCAGCCUACAUCCAUUCCUAAAUCUAAAUCUAUUCCAUUAGGUCUCACAGAAAGAACGCAUAGACAAGCCUCAAAGAGCACCAGAAAAACUAGACCGUCCAAAAGCGCUACCAACCUACUCUCCGGAGAAAAAACUAGGUUACAAGUAGUUUUCAAGCCUCCGUUCCGAUUUAGUGUUAAAAUUUGUAAGAGCGACAAAACGAAAGUCGUGCUCGAUAAAUCCUCGAAACCCGACGUAGACAGGAAACGACACGACACAUUGCCCCAGCUCGCCUGUCCCGCUGACGCCAAACCUAGUUCUAAAGCACCAAAACACGCCAGGAACGGCGCAGACAAUAACAAUGUUCCCAAAACUGAGAACACGACACAGGAAGGAGUUAGUCAUGGAUACGAAAAUUUGCUGCCACGCAGUGCGAGCGACUGUAAGUUGGGAAAGAAAAUACCCGAUCUAAAAAUUCGGAAGGGGCACAAAAAGAGCAACUCCGUGGAUCAGAAACGUGAGACGACGGAGAGUCGACAGAACCUCAUAUCGCACGAGGACUUCGACAACGCACACGUGUACGAAAACGUACUGUUGAGCCACGACGCUUUCGUUCCGAAAAGCUGCAGCAUGCCGCGGCGUCAGACCGGCGCCGGCAUCGCGCGGCAGAGCAGCUACGGCCACCUGCCGCGCGCGCACAUCCGCCCGCACCGCCACAGCACCAACAACGUGAGUCGGUCGAGGAACAACAGCACCAACGAACCCGAGCACUUCUACAACAUCAUAGAGACGCUAAGGAGAGAUAAUACGGUCACGAACAACAGUAGCAACACUAACACGAGUAGCUCCUCGGGAAGCAGCAGUCGGGACGCAGUUUCGAGGAACGGGAAGACGUCGCGACAGAACAGUCUAGUCGAUAAACGCUCGAGCGCGGCCGAGCCCGCCUCGAAGCUCGCGCGGCAGGCCAGCGAGGCGGAGCUGUGCGAGACGGGUGCGGGGGGCGACAGUCUGCGGGGCUUCCGGCUGGUGGUGGGCAAGAACAAGCUGGCGCGGCAGCUGAGCGACAACGCGCUGCGCGGCUCGCGGCUGCAGCUCGCCAUGCCCAUGUCGGCGGGCGCGGAGCCGCGGCCGGCCUUCUGCUGGAACAAGCGCGCGUCGCUCGACUGCGAGGCGUCGCUGCCGGCGCGCCCGCGCUCCGCCGCCAAGAGAACCACCUAUACCUUCGGUGAGCUCAAACACACCGUCCCGAACUCCGCCGACGGUUCCGCCGUCGACGGAAUUCACAUCUCCCCGGAGGACUUCCUCAAAAUUAUCGACAACUAGUCGAAUCUCGAGUGGGACUUAGGUUAGUCGUUUCUACGAAAGUGUAAUAAACUAAUUAAUCGAUGUGUAUAUUACUGAGAUAUCCGCAGAUGUAUCUAUCGCCGGCUGAUGUAAAUAUUGUAAUGUGCUUCUAUUAAUCGUUAGGAUAGCGCGCCACUGAAACAGGCCAUUGCUCAGUUGCGUUAGGUAAAUAAAUACUCGGGUCAAACUUGGAUUGUGUUACUGAUACUUACAUUUUGCCUCGCCAGCUAGCAUUUUGAUAUAUCCCAAUGUUGCCAUCUUUUUCAUUAAAUUAUAGCUACCUACUUGUUAAAAUAGAUAUUUAAGUGAAUUUAUGUAUUCUCCGUAUUUAACUAUAGCCUUAGAUCCACACUCUCCAGGAUCCUUUGGUUAAGAUAAUCGUUAGAUGUAUUUAAUAGGUAAAUUAUAAUAAUAAUUUAUGAUUUGUACGCUGGCAAUGGUUUCGUUUCACUGAACGAUCUCUAUAAAUGAAUCUCUAUUUUUUCUACAUACUAUGUACCUAUUGUACAAAUUUACUCAUACUUAUGUAAAGUGUUCAUAUAUAAUUAUUUUAAUACAAUAAAUUAUGUAUUAAUUAUGCAG